GAGAGCCCUGGGAUCUAUUCUGCUGCUGCGGGGACGCGGGCGCCGCCGAGCCCAGGGGAUCGGGGAGGCUUCGCGGGACGCGGUCGGCGAAUGGACCCGCAGCCCAGCGCCCGGAGCUGCAGCCGGGGCGCCCCCGCCUGCGAGGGGCUCCCCGCCGAGCCCCCCAUGAACCUGUACAUCCACACGACCACCGGGGCCCGCUAUGAGCUCUCCGUGCCCGGCGAGGAGACGGUGGAAGGGCUGAAGCGCCGGCUCUCGCAGCGCCUCAAGGUGCCCAAGGAGCGGCUGGCUCUGCUGCACAAAGAAAGCCGGCUGAAUUCUGGGAAGCUGCAGGAUCUGGGAGUGGUGGAAGGAAGCAAGCUGACCCUGGUGCCCACAGUGGAAGCAGGCUUGAUGUCUCAGGCAUCCAGACCAGAACAGUCAGUGAUGCAGGCUCUGGAAAGCUUAACUGAAACUCAGGUCAACGACUUCCUGUCGGGAAGGUCCCCGCUGACCCUGGCCCUGCGGGUCGGCGACCACAUGAUGUUCGUGCAGCUGCAGCUGGCGGCCCAGCAGACGGGAGGGCAGCUCCAGCACCGGCACGUCAUCGCCAGCCGGGGCGAGCCCGGGGCCGCGGCCAACCCCGCCUCCCACUGCCGGACGCUGCACGGGGCAUCCGGCUCCAACUUCGCCCGCAUCCCCGUGGUGCCCGCGUGCCAGCAGAGCCCCGCCCCCAGCCCCGCCCCCUCGGCGCAGGCGACGCCCAUGUACUGUAACGCUACCCACCCCGCCCCUGUCACCGCCGGGAUGUUCCGGUCGCACGGCGCCAGCACGCAAACGGUUAACAGCAGUGUGGUCUCCUCCUGCUCAGAGGUGGACUGCAGCGCCCGGAGCAGCAAUGCCAGUGGCAGCAGCAGCCCGGCCCCGACGCCCCGAUCCCGCAAACCCGGCGCCGUCAUCGAGAGCUUCGUGAACCACGCUCCCGGGGUCUUUUCAGGGACCUUCUCUGGAACUUUGCACCCCAACUGCCAGGACAGCAGCGGGCGGCCGCGGCGCGACAUUGGCACCAUCCUGCAGAUCCUCAACGACCUGCUGAGCGCCACGCGGCACUACCAGGGCAUGCCCCAGUCCCUGACGCAGCUGCGAUGCCAGACCCAGUGCUCCCCCUCGGCCCCCUCCUCCCCGGAGCUCGCUGCCAAAGCUACCUCAGAGACCCUGACGACGGCGACCUCCGUGGCCUCCCAGCCCCUGCACUCCGUGGUCCAGUGCCAGAGCCAAAUCCGGAUGUGCAAGCCCAGCGGGGACCGCUUGCGGCAGACCGAGAACCGCGCCACCCGCUGCAAGGUGGAGCGCCUCCAGCUGCUGAUGCAGCAGAAGCGGCUACGUCGGAAGGCGCGGAGGGACGCCCGGGCCCCCUACCACUGGCUGCCCAACCGCAAGUCCAGCCGGACCAAUAGUAACAGCAGCGUGUCCAGCGAAGGCAGCCUGGACCUGGACUUCGAAGACUCGGUGUGGAAACCGGAGGUCAAGGCAGACCUGAAAUCGGAGUUUGUCGUAGCAUAGACCCCCGGCGAGCAGACUGGACCCGCGGCGCGCCCGGGCGGAGGCUGGCGCACCCGGGGGGCAGCGAGGACUCUCGUCCCUUCGGCGGAUGGCGCCCGCCACCGCCUCCUGGAACUGGACGUCUCGGCGGCCCCCGGGCGAUGGAGUUUGGGGGGGGGCAAGACCCCUUUUUAAUUUUGUUCCUGGUUUCUACUUGGGGGUGGGGCGGGAGGGCUGCGCGGGAGGGAAGGACGGAGCGCCCCAGCUUCGACGGCUGCUGCCGGAGCGGACUCGAACACGCCUGCCGCGGGCACGCGGCGCCGCGCUUUCCGCCGGGGCGGGCGUGGAGAGCCCGGCCGGCCGGAGGGGACGUGGGGGACCGCGGCGGAUCAAAGCUGCUCGUUUAGCUGUGAAAGCCCCAAGCGUGCACAGCGCCGGCGGCCCCCCCCACAGGCUCAGAGCCUGGAGCUCGCAAUAUCCGGGGUCGGACUUUGGGGGGUUGGCUUUUCCGGGGUGCGUGCUGUGCAUUCUUGGGCCGUGUGGGGAACCCAGAUACUUUUGGGGGGCUGUUUCUUUUCCUUCCCUUUAUAUGUAGCAUUGCUCAGCUGGUGGGGGGGGGUUGUUGUUUUAUUUUAUUUUAUUUUUAAUUUUUAUUUUUUGGUUUUUAUUCGAAAUAAAUCCAGCCUUCCCACCUCCACGCUCUUAGGUCGCAAGAACCACAUGCACUUUACAGGUCUGAGUUGUGAAGUAGCGCCAAGGACAGCUUCGCGGCUGGGUUUUCUUCCCUUUCCAAGCUCUCGGGGGCCGGGCGAUGGGCGCUGGCCCUGGGAGUUCGUCCCGCGCCUCGACCCUUCUGCAUUGGAGCGGACAAUGCAGCGACCCUCUCGGGCGUUUUAUUUUGCCAGGGGCAUCUUUAAUUCUGAUUGGUUGUAGCAGCAAAAAUGGGGUUUGAUUUGAUUUUUUUUUUUCUUUUAAUUUUAUUUUCCACAGAAGGGAAUAGAAAUGGGCUUUUCCCCUCUGCUGUAGAGACCAACGUUAUCAUUUCAGCUGUUGAUCGUCUCUCUCCUCUUCUUUUCUUUCUUUUUUUUUAACUUAAAAAGGAGAAGAAAAAAAACCAUUAAAAAAAAUCAGCAGACCCAGUACUCGGUAAUGGCUGUUUUGGAAGCCUUGGGGCUAAUAUUUAUAGACAUUAAUUACCUGACUGAGCCAAUACUGACUUAGAAGUCCUCCUGUUUGGUUUUUUUCCUCGUCUGACUUCCCCCCCUUCCCUCUGCCCUUUGUCAGGAGAUCUGUGCAAAUAGAAACCCCCCGUGUGACGUGUUUUUUGUCCGUAAAAGUCCUUUUUUGUGUGUUUUUUCGGGGAGGGGUGGACGCGGGAGGGGCAGGGGAGGGUACGGGAGAUCAAGGACUUUUGAUCUUCGUUAUAUAUUUUUUUUAAAUUCCAGCAGUAUGGAUGGAAAUAAACACUUUUUUUUCCCUUUGAAAUACAAAAAGUCAUGAAUGAUCAGGAAGGAAAGUAGCAACCAAUGCGGAUUUUCUGGGAUUUUUUUUUUUUCUAUUCAAAUUUUUUUUAUGUUAUUUCCCCUUCCUUCCUCCCUUCCUUCCUUAGCAUUAAAUCCGAACCUGCAGCGCGGCAGGCGGGGGCGCGUGGUGUUCGGCUGAAGCCGGUGGGAAGCAGGGCACCGCAUCCCUUGCCAAAGGGGCUCUUGUUUGGAGCCCUCUCUGCAGAACAAAGGCCCCGCGGGCUGAACGGAGCGGGCUUUUCGAGGGGGAAAAGAGCAAAAUAAGGAACGCGGGUUGCUUCUUUUUUCCCUUUUUUUUUUUUUUUUUUUCAACCUCAAAAUGCUGUUCCCUCACCUCCCGGGCAGGCGCGCUCAUCCCAGGCAGGAGUGUGCCCGGGGUCCGGCUGGCGCGGCUUCGCCUGGGUACAUACUGCUGUAUUCCCCGCUCCCCCCAGUGCCACUAUGGUUGCCUUUUCCUUCGGCCCAAAGGAAAGACUUGAAGCAACUUUGCCACUAGUGUAUCACGGCCUUCUGCAGCUCCCUCCCCUCAUGGGCAGAGGGGCUGCGCGGUACCCCCGGGGCUGCCCCCCCACCCUUGGGUGUCCUUGUGUAGCAUAUAUCUAUCCCGCUUUAGGGCAGGAUUUGGGGGCUCCCACCCCUCCCAAAUCCCACUCCAAUCACGUGUAGCAAGAAACCCCCAUCCAUCCCAGAGCCGUCGUGGAUCGUCGUACCGAAAAAGCAUCCCCCCAGUACUGCCCCUUCCUCCGGCGUCCUGGGCCCCGUCCCCGGCGUUCCCCUCCGGUCACCCAAUGCCAUUACACUUCCCGUUCCCCCUCGCUGUGAACUUCCUUUGUUGUACGUGUUGCUGUAGUUCUUCUCUUAUUUUUUUUAAUUAUUAUUAUUAUUAUUAUUAUUAUUUUAUUUUUUAUGUUCAAACUUUUUUUUGUUUGGUUUGGUUUUUAAAAAUUUUUUGGAUCCUCUAUUUAAGUGUACUAUUUUGUACGGCGCGUGUGCAUGGGCGUGGGCCCCUCCGCCCUUCUCCACCUCCUCUCUAUCCUGGUUUAGAAGAAAAAAAAGAAAAUAGAGAAAAAAAAAAAGAAGAAAAAGCAAUCUAUAUAUAUAUACGCACAUAUAUAUAUAUAAAGGGGGGGUGGGAAAAUGAGAGGAAAACAAAGGCAAAGCAGCAUUAACGUUCUCCGGUGUGUGUGCGCGUGUGUGUGGGGAGGGUGUCCAUGUUAUAUCACCUCAUUUAAGUUACCUGUAAUUAAAAAAUGGAAAAAAGAUUAAAAAAAAAAAUCAUGGUUUAAAAAAUAAUAAACGCAGAAUAAACCCGG
Messenger RNA from Alligator mississippiensis (American alligator), 4357 nucleotides. RefSeq names its product midnolin (gene MIDN). The transcript has 8 exons. Gene Ontology annotation, molecular function: protein binding. Gene Ontology annotation, cellular component: nucleus. Lineage: Eukaryota; Metazoa; Chordata; Crocodylia; Alligatoridae. The record is from RefSeq and is a predicted model, not a curated record. Bases 91 to 1542 code for a protein of 483 amino acids.